This is a messenger RNA of Monascus purpureus, 2630 nucleotides long. The record is from the annotation of a GenBank genome assembly. NCBI's taxonomy places the organism in Eukaryota, Fungi, Ascomycota, Eurotiomycetes, Eurotiales, Aspergillaceae.
CUUUUAAGAUUAAGCCUGUGGACAAAAUCACCGACAUCGAUCAUGGAAACCUGGAAGCUUAUGUGGAGUUGCGGAGUUCAGAGUAUGUGUGCCCGGAGGAUUGGUCGGUCCGCGAUGAUUACUCAUUUAUACUCGUCCAACUGUUAACUAUCAGUCACAGAGGUAUAUCUUACCAGGACAAUAUAUUAUCUGUUUUGUUGACCCGAAUCCUGAUAUAUAUGGGCAACUCAACCAAGCUCGAAUGCCCCGUCCUGUCCCUCUACGUGAAGGUAAAAACAGAAGAUGGGAAGGUGCCCGAGGAAAAGGCGAGAGAAGACUGGGUUUAUCAGGAAUGUUAACUAUAGCAACGACGGGUCGUCAUCUGGCUGACAAGAUCCUAAGGGACAGCACUUUGAUUCUAUCUCCCCCAUCUAUUCUUCGGUUUCCGAUUUCCAUUUUCCCUUCUCCCGAGCCAUAUGUGCCGCAGGGGUUCUUCCUUCAUAUGUUACCUUCAGUUCAGAUCGGUAAUGGCUUUCGUUGAUGGACAACCCUUAUUGUAAGUUUUCUUUUGCCUGAGACUUAAUACCUUCCCAAAAAAUCCUCGAAAGCCCCAAGAGGAUCAUCAGGUUCUUCAACGGGGAUACCAGCAAAGGCAAGAGUAGCAUGAGUGUCAUGCUUCGAGACGGACUUCUUCAAGGCGUCGCUUUUCGGCGGAAUCGGUAUUUUCCAUCAUUCUUCUGGGAGCGAGAAGGCAGAAUGCCGGCGCCGGAGAGUGGCUUCAGAUACUGUUUUCCAUCGGUGACUAGGGUCUUGAAUUCCUUCAAAGGUCUGGGCUAUGCCCAAGACCCAAGAUUGAGCAGAGAAUCACAGGAGCGGAUAAUAUGAGGAUCGUCGGCAAGUUUUUAGAAUGAUACCUGAUGAGGGCCGUCGACAAGGGAUGGAUAUAUACCUUUCUUCCAUUAUAACCGCCAUGCCUCUUCUCUGCCUGCGCCGCUGGGAUGAGCUAGCUACCCCACCAUCCAUUAACCGAUUACCAAUCUUGGCAGGAUGGUGAGAAUAGUACUGUAUCUACCUUGUUUGGUGUCCAGACAGCACUGCAUGAGACUGCCGCCCCGAUGAGGAGGACGGCGAAUAUGGUGCCACGUCGCAGUUGCUAGCAGGGAUUAUAGAGCGCAGCGCUGUACACAGACAUCUGCCUGAGGUUAUCAAUAAGUUGAGAAAGAAUUCAAGGAUGGUGGAGUAGAGUCUAAAUUGGCACCAAUGUGACGAAUACGAUUCCACGAGUCAGCAAAGGGGAGCUUUCUCGUCAAGCAGCAGUGGAAACGUGAAUACUAUUGAUGUAGACAGCGAGAGACUGGAGGGAGCAAAGAACGGGUGAUGCUUUACGCGACAAACCUGAUUCUUGCAGAGAGCCACUUUGAAACUGUACGAGCGCUUGAUCGUCCCGUGCAUGCGCCUCUUCUACACCCCGCCUGGCUGGGAACGUUCUUUUCGUCAUCCUUCUGUUCAGCUCUGUAGGAGCUAUAAUCUUCCUCCAUUCACAGAGAGAAACAAAGACUUGAGGCGCCAUGGCGACUGCAGAAGAAGGCUCCCAUCUAACCCCCGAUGGAACAAAACUAUACACCAAGACUUGGAAGACCGCUGAACAACCACGGGCUAUUCUCGCGUUCGUUCAUGGGUACAGCGAUCAUUGCAAUAGGUACUACGACUUAUUUCCUACCUGGGCAUCAUAUGGGAUAGAGGUUAGGGCAUUUGAUCAGCGAGGAUGGGGUCGCACCGUUACCAAACCCAGCGAUUGUGGACGGACAGGUCCUACAUCUGUCGUUCUGUCCGACAUCCACUCCUUCUUACAGACCCUAACCCCCCUGGUCACCCAGACCACACCCCUGUUUCUCAUGGGAAGCAGCAUGGGCGGCGGUGAAGUCCUAUACUACAUCCUACACCCGGACUCACCAUUCAACAGUGUCAUAGACACAGAUUCAAAGAGUCCCAACCUGACCGGAGUCCUGGCAUGCUCACCGCUAGUGGCCUUACACCCUUCAACCCGUGUAUCCGCUCUGACCGUGAUAGCGGGUAGGAUAGCAGGUAAACUGCUACCGGCCUUCCACAUUCACCCGGCGCUUGAUGCGAGGUUCAUGUCCCGCAUUGAGUCGGUUUGCGAGGACUGGAUUAAUGACCCACUCUGCCAUGGCACUGGCACCUUGGAGGGGGUGGCUGGAAUGCUUGAUAGGGGUCUGUGGUUGGAAGGGUUGUCGUUAUCGGGUCCGAAGGGUAAGGACAGCGUUGAGCGGGUGAAGGAUCUCCUCCCGGCCAUCUGGUUCGGUCAUGGUAGUGGCGAUAGAGUUAAUAGUUGGGAUGCGACGAAGCAGCUUGCCGCGACUCUGGAAGGGGUACAUGUGGAUGUUACUUUUCAAUCAUACGAUGGGGCAUAUCAUAAGUUGGAUGCUGAUUUGCCCGAGGUUGGGGAGAAGUUUCGAAAAGAUGUUGCCGAGUGGAUACUUGCGAGAUGUCCUUCGGAGAGUCAAUCAUCUAGUCCGGUUCAACCGGAGACGUUGAGGCCAGAUAAUAUUGAAGAAUCUCCUGCUGAGUCCGUUGGUGUGACUGAUGAGGCAAAAGCGAAGCUUUGAGGUUACCAGAUUUUGAAUUGAUGA